AUGAGCCUAGAACUGUACUUGGACCUUAUCUCCCCGCCCUGUCGGAGUGUUUAUGUCUUUGCCAAGUUGAACAAUAUCCGUUUCGACUACUUCCCUGUGGAUCUGCUCCGAGGUGACCACCACAGCAAGGAAUUUGAAGCGAUCAACAUGCUGAAGACAGUGCCUGUGCUCAAAGAAGGAGACUUCACCCUGGUUGAGAGUAUAGCCAUCCUGAUGUACCUAAUCCGAAAAUACAGAACCUCCAUCUAUUGGUACCCUCCUGACGUACAGUUGCGGGGCUUGAUCGAUGAAUAUUUGGCCUGGCAGCAUGAAGGCAUACAUAUAAAAAUGCAAAAGUUUCUGUGGUCAAAGUUGCUGAUCCCACUGAUUACGGGCCAGGAAAUGCCAAAGGAAAGACACGAAGAAAUACUUGCAGAUGUCAAUAUGAAUGUCCAGAUGUUCACAGACCACUUCUUGAAGGAUAAGCCAUUUAUAGCAGGGAAUAUCAUCUCCUUGGCCGAUCUCGUGGCUGUUAUGGAGUUGAUGCAGCCAGUGGGUGCCAGCUAUAAUAUCUUCAUGGGCAAACCCAAGCUCAAUGCAUGGCGCCAGCGGGUAGAGGACUCUGUGGGUCCCAGACUCUUCGAGGAGGCCCAUGCGAGGCUGCUAAACAUCAAGAAAUGGGAUACAUCCUUCUUAGAGCCCUCUGUGAAAGAGAAGAUCAUUGCCAUGGUAGAGAACAUGGCCAAGUGA
Molecule: messenger RNA, 729 nt
Organism: Gracilinanus agilis (Agile Gracile Mouse Opossum)
Lineage: Eukaryota; Metazoa; Chordata; Mammalia; Didelphimorphia; Didelphidae
Product: glutathione S-transferase theta-4-like
Exons: 5
Coding region: 1-729 (242 amino acids)
Biological process (GO): glutathione metabolic process
Cellular component (GO): cytoplasm
Molecular function (GO): glutathione transferase activity
Source: RefSeq, a predicted model, not a curated record